Molecule: messenger RNA, 1254 nt
Organism: Rodentolepis nana
Lineage: Eukaryota; Metazoa; Platyhelminthes; Cestoda; Cyclophyllidea; Hymenolepididae
Source: the annotation of a GenBank genome assembly
AUGGGGUCGGCAGAGAGUAGUCUUAAUGAUAGCGCAGCUGGAUAUCAUAUCCUUAAGGUCCAAGAUGGAUCUCCUGGUCAACAAGCAGGUCUUGAGCCAUUUUUCGAUUUCAUAGUGUCUGUUGGAGAUCUCCGACUUGAACAAGACAGUGAAGCUAUUAAGAACGUACUCUCGAGGUAUAAGGACAAACCAAUGCAGUUGCGGGUUUAUUCAUCUAAGACUAAACAAUUCCGGGAGGUUAUUCUUACUCCACACGCUAAUUGGGGAGGACAGGGUCUUCUUGGACUCAGCAUUCGAUACUGUUCUUUCAAAAAUGUUGAUGAGAAUGUUUGGCAUGUUCUGGAGGUCUACCCUGGUUCACCUGCUGCAAUGGCUGGUUUGCAGCCAUUUACCGACUACAUAAUCGGUACUGAUGCCGUAUUCAAUGAUUCUGAGGACUUUUUCUCUGUGGUGGAAGCUCACAACGGUCAGCCGCUGCGUCUGUACGUCUACAACACCACGAGCGACCAAUGUCGUGAGGUGACUCUAAUCCCGAAUCUCUCCUGGGGCGGUGAUGGCAUGCUUGGCUGUGAAAUCGGCUUCGGCUACCUCCAUCGAAUACCUCCACCCCAGACUAAUGGCACUGCUAAAAAGGCACCACUAUCAGCAGAUCAAGACUUGAAGGCACAACAACUUGAACAGCCCAAACAAAACAUGCCCCCUGAAUAUCUUCCACCACCUUAUCAACCACCACCACCCAUGAUGACUCAACAGCCUCCUCAAUACGAGGGAGUUUCGACAAAUAAUACAACUCAAUCACAGAUGUAUACACCCCAACCACCGCCGACCAUUGAUACAACAAUUAAUGGGAUACCACUGGCGCCUCCUGCACCCCUUCCGAGUAAUCUCUUUGAAGGCCUCCACCUGACACCUCCCACCACUCCCCCGGCCUUUGUUAUGCCUCCCUCCGAGUCGCUUGUGGAACCCUCCGCUCCCCAACCGUCUAUGCUACCAAUGCCAUCACAGCCACAACCUGCUGUCUCUAUAGAGGGCAUUCAGCAACAGGUUUCACCACCUCCACUUCAGAGUCACCUCCAACAUCAUCAGGUUCCACAGAUGUUACCUCAAUUUCCUCCACCUUCAAUGGAGGCACCUUUAAUACAGCCUGUUCCUCUGAUUUCAACUGCAAACAUCGCCCCACCUGGCAUGCCACCUAUUAACGUCCAAAUGCCACCGACUUCUGAUUUAUUGACUGGCCAACCUUGGACGAGCUAG